GUUACUCCCGGACCAGCGAUUCUUGUCUUUCCCCGAUCUCUUGCCCAUGCUCCAGGUCCAGGCCAUGAGCAAGAAACAAAUAUCCGGCAUCGCGGCUGGGACAACCAGGCUGCGGCAGCGUGUGUCCGUCAACGAUCUUCCCCCGGAUAUUCUCCUCCUCAUCUUUCGCGAAUUGCUUCUUACCGUCCGGGACCCAGCUUUCCAUGGGCGGUUCCUAGUUGGCUGGAAUGACAAAAAUCUAGAACCAUGGCCGCCAUACGACAGCUCAAUGUCACCUCUCCCGUUCCCGGAGUCGAUCGCCUCUGUAUGUCGCCACUGGCGAGGGGUCAUGUCAAUCAUGUCACUCUUCUGGACGCGCUUGGUGAUCUGGGUCGGCAAUGAUCCAACAUCGCUGUCAACGAUACGCGACUACCUUACCUGGUCCCGGGACUCUCUACUGGACAUCUACGUUUUGUGUAGGCUUGACGCGGCCACUAAUAAUUUAGUAAUGCAGGCCGUCAUGGAAACACUCGCUCCGCACAUGAAGCGUUGGCGCCUUCUUCGCAUGAAGGUCCUCCGUGCUAGCUCACUCCCGCGCCCUCGCAUUGAAAUCGUUGGUCGUGCAGAUCGACUCAUUGAUCUUGAAAUGCAGGCCGUUGUCGAUGACUCUGAGGCGAGCGUCACGGGAGCCUCCCCUGUCUCAGCCGAGUUCUCAACACCCGUCCUGGAGAGACUUCGCAUGGGCAAUGUACAUUUUCAUGAGUCAUACGUGAAGCUGAUCCUGCAGUACCGAAUGCCACCGAAGCUCUCCCAUCUCACCAUCUUGGACUACGGCUUGCGACACACCAACUUCCCCUUAGUCGACCUCCUCGAAUGCAUCACCGAGUGCAAGGGAAUGCUUCGGGUCAAGCUCGCGAACCUACGGCUCGACUGUUCCUACAGUGGACCUCCGCUUGUCCGACGUGGGAUCGUCUGGUGCGCGUUCGCGGACUUCGUCGACAUGCGCGGCGACGAAAUUGCGGAGUACAAUCGUCUCCUCAGCUACCCCUACGUCCACAUGACGUCGUACACGCGCUGCUCGAUGGAGGUCCCCUCCCUGCUUGGCAACUCAUACUACAUCAAAGCGACCGAAAUCGCGAGCGCGAAGACGCUCCUUACCUUCCUAGCAGCACAGCGUGGCCCGAUCCCGUGCAGCAAAGUGUUAAUGGUCAAUUGCGACGGCCUGCGUCACGAAGUGCUCCGCGUGAUGGGGUUCGCCACGAAUGACAACUGGGUCUCCCCGUGCCUCAAGUCGCUGGCGAUAGUUGGGUGCAAGCAAUUCAGCAGCAUGGACUUACGGUACCUCCUCGAGGCGCGGCGUAGCGUGCACGAAGCAACGGGGUUCCCGGAGGCAAUUGAGCCGGGGUACGUAGUGGGUUCAAUAGAGUACCUCAAUGUGGAGGAUUGCUGCGAGCUCGCUUCGGAGGAUAGGGAGUGGUUUGACGCUCAUGUAUCAAGUGUCCGCUGGGACGAUUGGUCAGGAGGUUAUGGAAAUAGCCCAGCGAUGUGAAUCCUCCGUUGGAAUCGGAUACUCGUACGAA
Molecule: messenger RNA, 1559 nt
Organism: Rhodofomes roseus
Lineage: Eukaryota; Fungi; Basidiomycota; Agaricomycetes; Polyporales; Fomitopsidaceae
Exons: 3
Coding region: 47-1528 (493 amino acids)
Source: RefSeq, a predicted model, not a curated record